ACAACAUUACAUUAUUUCACUCCCAAAGUAUAGAACUAGGUGCCACAUCUUGCCAUUAUUAUUUCCAAUUGCCACCACAACCAUGAAAGCUUCAUUACGCAGUGCUACUCCACUUGCUCUAAUUUCACCUAACCAACUACUCAAUGCAUCCACUCCUGGGGAUAAAUAUUUUGGUUUCAAAUAUAGCAAGGAUAGGAGUACUGUAAUGACAAUGGUAGCUAGUGGAAAAGGUGGUGGUUUGUUGGAGAAACCUCCAACCAUAGAGAAAACAACACCCGGUCGAGAAUCUGAAUUUGACUUAAGGAAAUCAAAAAAGACAUCACCACCAUACAGAGUAAUGCUACACAAUGACAACUAUAACAAAAGAGAAUAUGUAGUGCAAGUGUUGAUGAAAGUGAUACCUGGAAUGACAGUUGAUAUAGCAGUUAACGUCAUGCAAGAAGCACAUAUUAAUGGAUUAGCAGUGGUCAUUAUUUGUGCUCAAGUUGAUGCUGAAGACCAUUGCAUGCAAUUGAGAGGAAAUGGUCUUUUAAGUUCAAUUGAGCCAGCUGAUGGUGGUUGUUGAGUGUUGUGACCAUCCAAAAUUUAGUUGUCUCAAUUACAAUACCUCGCAUUCACCACAGUCGGUAAAUCGGAACGUCAGAUGAAGAUCAAACGAUUCAUAUUUUAAUUUUGAUAAUCAAAAUUAUAAUAUGAGUUAUUCCAUCUUCAUUCAGAAGGUUCUGAUUGAUUGACUGUGGUGAUUACUGAUUACAAUAUAAUCAAACUAUAGGGUGCUACGUGUAUAUUAUACACAUUUUCCACGGUGUCCUCCUUCCCAAUCAUUAAAGAUAGUUUGUAUACAAAAUUUGUGACAAGACAUUGAACGGUAUAUAUAUAUAGUGCUAGUUAGUACCAAUUUCCAACAAAUCUUGAUAGUCUUUAAUCUACAAACUUGGAACAUGUAUAAUACUUCCUCUGUCCUAAAAUGUAUACAAAAUUGUGGUUAUUCUUGCA
Messenger RNA from Medicago truncatula (barrel medic), 996 nucleotides. RefSeq names its product ATP-dependent Clp protease adapter protein CLPS1, chloroplastic. Gene Ontology annotation, biological process: protein catabolic process; proteolysis. The transcript has 3 exons. The record is from RefSeq and is a predicted model, not a curated record. Bases 83 to 565 code for a protein of 160 amino acids. NCBI's taxonomy places the organism in Eukaryota, Viridiplantae, Streptophyta, Magnoliopsida, Fabales, Fabaceae.